CUGUGGGCAAGCCGCACUGAGCUAUCGUUCUGCUCUCCGCUCCUACCCGGGCUUCGCGCCCGCCCUGGUGGGCCUAGGCCUGAUUCCUAUUCUUCACGGCGGCCAACCUCGCUGUCUUUCUGACCCCUCCGGCGUUGCGGGUCGCGCAGGGAGGGACAUGGGUGACCGGAAGUAGGAGCCAUGAGCAUCUCCUGGAGCUCAGAUGCUGGAGGCGUUGGCUGGACCACCGCGACGCCCACAUGGAGAGCACUGGGCGUCGAGCUGCGUACCGACAGCUAACCUGGGCACCUGAGCUCUGCAGGGCAGGGUCUUUGCAGAACCUACCGCCCUCCAGGGGCGCGGGAACAUGAGUCUAGAUAAGGAGCCCGCCGUCGGCAAGGCGCAGGGCGCCCUGGCCUGCCCUACUGGCCAGUGAAUCCCUGGAGCCCGGAGACUUGCUUAGUGGCCUCUCCCUGCAGCUGGCGUCAGUGGCAGCAUGGUCUUCUGUUUGGAAAACAAGAUGCCACACCGCCUACUGCGAAGCGCCAUGGUCCACUUCCAAGCCUCCGAAGUCCAGCAACUGCUCCACAACAAGUUUGUGGUCAUUUUGGGGGACUCCAUUCAGAGAGCUGUGUAUAAGGACCUGGUGCUUCUGCUCCAGAAAGACACACUGCUCACAGCCUCCCAAUUAAAAGCCAAGGGGGAGCUGAGCUUUGAACAGGAUCAGCUGGUGGCUGGGGGCCAGCUGGGCGAGCUCCACAACGGAACACAAUACCGAGAGGUCCGCCAGUUCUGCUCUGUCUCUGGCCACCACCUUGUGCGCUUCUACUUCCUCACCCGUGUUUACUCCGAGUACCUUGAGGACGUCUUGAAGGAACUGUCAUACGGACCUGCCCCUGACCUGGUGAUCAUCAACUCCUGCCUCUGGGAUCUCUCCAGAUAUGGCCGCUGCCCAAUGGAGAGCUACAGAGAGAACUUGGAACGAGUGUUUGUACGAAUGGAUCAGGUUUUGCCAGACUCUUGUCUGCUGGUGUGGAACAUGGCAAUGCCUUUGGGGGAGCGUGUCACUGGGGGUUUCCUCCUGCCAGAGCUCCAGCCCCUGGCAGUUUCUCUGCGACAGGAUGUGGUUGAGGGGAACUUCUACAGUGCUACACUAGCUGGGAACCAUUGUUUCGACGUCCUGGAUCUCCACUUCCAUUUCCGUCACGCCGUGCAUCACCGUCAUCGAGAUGGUGUCCACUGGGACCAGCAUGCACACCGCCACCUCUCACACUUACUUCUGAGCCAUGUGGCUGAUGCCUGGGGUGUGGAGCUACCCAAACACGACCCUCUCCCAGCCCCAUGGAUUGAAGACUGGCCAGAGAUGGAUCAUCCAUUCCCGGGAAGCCAUAAGCAGCCUCUAGACUUCAAGGAGAAGCUGGCCUUGCCCCUACUCCCACCUUUCCAUUUGCCUCCUCCCAUGUCUUUUCCUUAUCCACUUCUUCAGCCCUCCCCACCUCCCUUGUUCCCACCCCUGCACCAGGAUGCCCCCUUUUCCCAAGGCCAGCCCUUUCCACCCUAUGAAUUCUUCAAACACAAUGCAAUGGAGGACUUCUCGAUGCCUUCUAACUUAGGAUGUGGCCCUGGAAUGAACUUUGUGCCUGGUCCCCUGCCACCGUCAGUGUCUGGCCCUGUCUCCCAUGGUCAAUACCGGGGCCCUGUGGUCCACCGGGGCAAGCCACGCUAUGUUUCUAACAACCCCUACCAUGUACCAAGGAUCGGUGGGUCAUGUAGGCAGCGACUCAGACACUCAGACAGGCUGAUCCACACAUAUAAACAGGACAGACGGGGACAUGCCCAUUCGGGAACAUGGCCUGGGUAGACAAGAUCUUAGGUUGGAACUAGAGUUGCCAAUGACCCUGAAGGGUCUGCCUGAUACCGGUAGCUGCUGGGCCGGGGUGUUCUUGUCCAUUGCUGAUACCAAUAAAAGCAUGGAAGGACAAAGUGA
Molecule: messenger RNA, 1966 nt
Organism: Microtus ochrogaster (prairie vole)
Lineage: Eukaryota; Metazoa; Chordata; Mammalia; Rodentia; Cricetidae
Gene: Pced1a
Product: PC-esterase domain containing 1A
Source: RefSeq, a predicted model, not a curated record